Messenger RNA from Saxophila tyrrhenica, 969 nucleotides. RefSeq lists its product as uncharacterized. The coding region runs from base 1 to 969 and encodes 322 amino acids. The record is from RefSeq and is a predicted model, not a curated record. NCBI's taxonomy places the organism in Eukaryota, Fungi, Ascomycota, Dothideomycetes, Mycosphaerellales, Extremaceae. The transcript has 2 exons.
AUGGGUCUGCAGAAGACUGACUUAGAACGAUGGAUCGAGAUCGACAAAAGCUAUCUCCAGAAGUACCAGAUCAAAAAGUCAUUAAUCCACACUCACCGGGAUGAAGUGACAUGCGCUUCGCCGGAGUGCAAAGGUCCAGCACAUGAAGCACUGCUACUCCUUGUGGACGUCUUGACCCAGCGGUACCCAUCAAUGUUUGUCAAGCCCAAUGGUCACUCCAUCAAGAACCUCGUGACUGGCGACAUGUGGGAUUUGAAGCCUAGUUCUACAAAUUGGGAGAAAUACCAUCCUUUGGAGGUGAUGGGAUUACUGGCGACGGAUGAUUUCUUCAUCUUGGAGAAUGAUCCGACGACGGGGGUCACGGCGUUGAAAGGCGGCUGCGUCUGCUUUCCAGGUAAGAGAAUCUGCGAGCCACACCUGUAUUUGAGCGACUCUGCUGACAAUCAAUUGACAGCGGGCUGGAAGAUCGAGGAGCGUGUUGGCCUAUCGUUAUGGCAGAUCCAUGCAGGCAAAGUCCCACACUACGAGCAAGCCCUCUCCAAGUCAAUGGACCGCUUCUUUCUUCGCAUGAAGAGCGGCAACCUUACCUCAAGGUUCAACUACGCCAUCGACGAUUCCGACGAUUUGUUUCGCCGGCACUCGCACCACAACCUCUCCAACGAGCAUGAUGCUCCCCUCCUAAAGCUUGAGGACCUUCAUCUCCGGGUCGAACGACAAGUGCUGCAGCGCUUACCGGAGAGUGGCGCUCUUCUGUUUUCGAUCAGAACAUAUGUCACGCCCAUCACAGAAGUUACAAAGGACAGGGCGGUCGCCGAGGCGCUGAGGACGAGUACAAGGAGCUACGACGAGAAGCUUUCGGCUUACAAGAACCAGCCUUUGUGGAAUGAUGCUCUACAGAAACACUUGUCGGAGGUUCUUGGAGAUGAUGAUCUCAGACAGGACUCUGCUGUCGCAGAGGCUGCUGAGUGA